This is a messenger RNA of Micropterus dolomieu (smallmouth bass), 1781 nucleotides long. Its product is annotated as stress response protein nst1-like. The record is from RefSeq and is a predicted model, not a curated record. NCBI's taxonomy places the organism in Eukaryota, Metazoa, Chordata, Actinopteri, Centrarchiformes, Centrarchidae. Gene Ontology annotation, molecular function: monoatomic cation channel activity. The coding region runs from base 13 to 1284 and encodes 423 amino acids. The transcript has 4 exons.
UUCGCACCAAAGAUGAAGGACUUAUUUCCAAAAUUUGCUCUCAAACAACUCAGCACAUACUUGGCAAUCAUUGUGAUUUUUAUUCACAAUGUUGUGCUUGACAAGGAUUUGCAGUGCUCGUGCGAACAACAAACUCUCGUCUGCAUUUUCUACAUGAUUAUGCCAUUUUUCAUUUUGUUUGUUUUACAACUCUGGACGGACAAGAAAUUCAAGAGAGCCUGGAAAUAUACAUGUCCAAGAACCAGGAAAUGUACCUGUACCUGUACCAAACAAUGCUGUAAAGAAAGACUUUGGAGAGUCUUCUGCAUUUUCUUGCAUCACAUUAUCAAGGCAGUUUUCAUCGGUCUGCUGUGGGUUGUAUCCGUGUUAAUCGAUGGAGACUGGUACGUUUGUUGUUGGAAUGAUCAGUCUAAACAACAGAAACAGUUAGCCUGCAAAGCCGAGACUGACAUGACAGCAAUGGAUCGAAAAAUCAUAGCUGAACUGAAGGACUGGUCCUGGGUUAUUGGCAUCUCUCUACUCUUUUGCUCCCUCGUGUCGGCUGCCUUAAUUUCAUCAUUUGGAUGGAUGAAAUGCUGUGAGGAUUCAAAAUUUAAAAAAAAAUAUCUAUAUCACAGAGUGGUUCUGGACCAGGAGAAAAUUGUGCUGAAAGAGGUUUUGACAAAAGCUGCGAAAGACACGUUGACUGAAGCAGUCGAGGACAAAAUAAGUGGCGAUAAAUGGGAUGGCUGUUAUGAUGUUGCUGAAGAACUGAUUAAAAAUCCGAAAACCACUCGACCUACACUUAAAGCAGAAGAAAACCAGGAGCAGGGAAUUCGUCUUGGACGAGUGAGACCAGAGGACAAGAGACAAGAGGAAUCAAAAGAAGAAGACAUGACACAGUGCAGCAGAAACCUUGAAGAAGAGCCGCCCCAGCCCGAAGAGAGCUUUGAUCAUGGGAGGAGGAGUCUCCGCUCCCCCUCACCAAAAAUCACCUGUGAGGAUUCACCAUCUUCACCCCCCCGAACUCCACACAGGUCACCCUCAUCUCCAGUCACCCCUUCUCACUCCUCCCCCCUCUUGGAGUCCACUGACCAGAUGAAAGAGCCGCGCACUGCUAAGACCAAACUACCCCCCCGCCCUUUCCCUCGCCCUACUUCUGUUUUAUCUCCCGUAAACCCUCCUCGGCCUACACCUCCAGCAUUGGCUGAUCCUCGGCUUCGUUCGUCACUGUCACGGCGCCCAGCCACUCCCCCUGCCCCCCACCCCACAAUGGUGUCCGUAUCAUCGGUCUCCUCACUCUGAUGAAAGCACAGCACCGGUCCGGAUAUUAGUGUACAAAAUGCAACUGUGAGAAACCUCGCUCAGUCUCAUUUAUGGCUAAUCUUUUUCUCCCUGGGGAAAUAAUGAGAUGCCCUGAGCAGGAUUUGAACCCUGGACCUUUUUUUUCAAAAGCAACACUCCACCACAGCACCAUACAGCGACACACUGCUCUUAAGAUUGUCUGUAAAUAUUGUACAAUGUUCGUGUACUUUAGAAAAGUAGAAAUACUAUAUUUGCCAUAAAAGUCGUCUAACUUCUACUCAGGUAAAGGUUUAAAGGUUGUCCAUAGUGAGUGUACGAAGGUAAAGGUGCUCAUUCUGUAUGACUUUGUAUCUCAGUUCUUGUGUGCAUUCAGUCCUUAUUGAAUUAAUCUCUAACAUAAGCGGUUGGUGUUCCAGUUAUACUUUCUGUAACUUUCUUAUUAAUAAAUUGUUGGGCUUCUGUAAAUAGCAUCAUAGAGUACGGUCUAGACCUGCUCU